UUCCUUAAAGAUCACUUCAGUUUGAAGACGAAUACAGAGAGCCGAGACUGUGUGUGAAUCAGCAGACCUUUGAAAACCUCCUGCUGUGAGUUACACGUCUGUUCUUUCUCUGGUUGGUCUCCUGGUUGAAGCUGCUGAUUAACUUCACCUUCACUCAUCGGCUUCAUGCUGAUUAUUUUCACCAUCAGAAGGUGUGGACUCUGCUAUGGAUCAGUGUGAGGACAGAGAGGAGGGAGUCCCCCCCUCUAAAACCAGUCUGUGUGGGGAACAUGGCACAAGGACCAGAGCUCAGAGCCCAGAGCAGCACAGACCAGACUCUCCUGGACCUGAACCGGGACCUGGACAGGAACCUAGACCUGAACCCUGUGUGUCCAUCAUAAAACAGUUGAUGUUUGAACCUCCUGAGGUCAAAGAUGGACAGCAGUCUGCUGAUCAAAGGAUCCAUGAGCAGAGACCAGACUCUCCUGAACCUGAAGCUGGAUCUGAACCUGGACCUGGACCCUGCCAUAAGUCUGUCAAGGAUCUCCGGUUGUUGUUUGAACGUCCUGAGUUCAAAGAUGGACAGCAGUCUGCUGAUCAAAGGAUCCAUCAGCAGAGACCAGACUCUCCUGAACCCAGCCUUGUGUCCAUGAAGAGUGACAGGUCUAAGGGUUUCCAUAUUGACUUGAAAGCUGGAUAUAAUUGUGCUGAACAAAAGAUCCAUCAGCAGAGACCAGACUCUCCUGAACCCAGUUGUGUGUCCAUGAAGAGUGAAGGGUCUAUGGAUUUCCAUAUUGACUUAACAGCUGGACAUAACCGAACUGAACAAAAAUUACAGCAACAGAGCUCAAAGGUCCCCAGUGGUCAGUCUGCCCAGCAGCAUCAAACACACCUGGACUCCAUAUUUAUGCUGCUGGAGGAGAACAUUGUCAGUUUUGUGAAGAACGAGCUGAAGAAGUUCCACAGAGUUCUCAGUCCAGAUUACCCAGAAUGCUUAGAGAGUCAGAGGGAGGAUGAGGAGGUGUUGGAUGGUGAGGAUGAAGAGCAGAGGAGGAGCAGCAGAGAGGCAUUUCUGAAGAUCACUCUGCACUUCCUGAGGAGAAUGAAGCAGGAGGAGCUGGCUGACUGUCUGCAGAGCAGAACUGUUGCUGCAGUGUGCCGACAUAAACUCAAGUCUAACCUGAAGAAGAAGUUCAAGUGUGUGUUUGAGGGGAUCGCUAAAGCAGGAAACCCAACCCUUCUGAACCAGAUCUACACAGAGCUCUACAUCACAGAGGGAGGGACUGCAGAGGUCAAUGAUGAACAUGAAGUCAGACAGAUUGAAACAGCAUCCAGCAAACCAGACAGACCAGAAACAACAAUCAGACAAGAAGACAUCUUUAAACCCUCACCUGGAAGAGAUGAACCAAUCAGAACAGUGAUGACAAAUGGAGUGGCUGGCAUUGGGAAAACAGUCUUAACACAGAAGUUCACUCUGGACUGGGCUGAAGACAAAGCCAACCAGGACAUACAGUUCACAUUUCCAUUCACUUUCAGAGAGCUGAAUGUGCUGAAAGAGAAAAAGUUCAGCUUGGUGAAACUUGUUCAUCUCUUCUUUACUGAAACCAAAGAAGCAGGAAUCUGCAGGUUUGAAGAGUUCCAGGUUGUGUUCAUCUUUGACGGUCUGGAUGAGUGUCGACUCCCUCUGGACUUCCGCAACAAUGAGGUCCUGACUGAUGUUACAGAGUCCACCUCAGUGGAUGUGCUGCUGACAAACCUCAUCAGGGGGAACCUGCUUCCCUCUGCUCGCCUCUGGAUAACCACACGACCUGCAGCAGCCAAUCAGAUCCCUCCUGGGUGUGUUGACAUGGUGACGGAGGUCAGAGGGUUCACUGACCCACAGAAGGAGGAGUACUUCAGGAAGAGAUUCAGAAAUGAGGAGCAGGCCAGCAGAAUCAUCUCCCACAUCAAGACAUCACGAAGCCUCCACAUCAUGUGCCACAUCCCAGUCUUCUGCUGGAUCACUGCUACAGUUCUGGAGGAGGUGUUGAAGACCAGAGAGGGAGGAGAGCUGCCCAAGACCCUGACUGAGAUGUACAUCCACUUCCUGGUGGUUCAGUCCAAACUGAUGAACGUCAAGUUUGAUGGAAGAGCUGAGACAGAUCCACUCUGGAAUAGAAAGAGCAGGAAGAUGAUUGAGUCUCUAGGAAAACUGGCUUUUAAACAGCUGCAGAAAGGAAACCUGAUCUUCUAUGAAUCAGACCUGACAGAGUGUGGCAUCGAUAUCAGAGCAGCCUCAGUGUACUCAGGAGUGUUCACACAGAUCUUUAAAGAGGAGAGAGGGCUGUACCAGGACAAGGUGUUCUGCUUCGUCCAUCUGAGCGUUCAGGAGUUUCUGGCUGCUCUUCAUGUCCAUCUGACAUUCAUCAACUCUGGUGUCAAUCUGCUGUCAGAACAACAAUCAACCUCCCAGCUGUCUAAAGUCUUCAGAGACAAACCUAAACUUAAAGAUCUCUACCAGAGUGCUGUGGACAAGGCCUUACAGAGUCCAAAUGGACACUUGGACUUGUUCCUCCGCUUCCUCCUGGGUCUUUCACUGCAGACCAAUCAGAUCCUCCUACGGGGUCUGCUGACACAGACAGGAAGUAGCUCACAGACCAACCAGAAAACUGUUAUGUACAUCAAGGACAAGAUCAGUGAGAAUUUGCCUGCAGAGGAAAGCAUCAAUCUGUUCCACUGUCUGAAUGAACUGAAUGAUCAUUCUCUAGUGAAGGGUAUCCAACACUAUCUGAGUUCAGGAAGUCUCUCCACAGCAAAACUCUCUCCUGCUCAGUGGUCAGCUCUGGUCUUCAUCUUACUGUCAUCAGAAAAAGAUCUGGACGUGUUUGACCUGAAGAAAUACUCUGCUUCUGAGGAGGCUCUUCUGAGGCUGCUGCCAGUGGUCAAAGCCUCCAACAAAGCUCUGUUGAGUGACUGUAACCUCUCAGAGAGAAGCUGUGAAGCUCUGUCCUCAGUUCUCAGCUCCCAGUCCUCUAGUCUGAGAGAACUGGACCUGAGUUACAACAACCUGCAGGAUUCAGGAGUGAUGCUGCUGUCUGCUGGACUGGGCAGUCCACACUGUACAGUGGAAACUCUCAGUCUGUCAGGUUGUCUGAUCACAGAGGAAGGCUGUGCUUUUCUGGCCUCAGCGCUGAGCUCCAACCCCUCCCAUCUGAGAGAGCUGGACCUGAGCUACAAUCAUCCAGGAGACUCAGGGGUGAAGCUGCUGUCUGCUGGACUGGAGGAUCCACACUGGAGACUGGACACUCUCAGGCUGGACCAUGGUGGAGAGCAGAGGCUGAAACCUGGUGUGAGGAAGUAUUCCUGUGAACUCACACUGGACACAAACUCAGCAAACAGAAAGCUCAAACUGUCUGAUAACAACAGGAAGGUGACAGUGGUGACAGAGGAGCUGCCAUAUCCUGAUCAUCCAGAGAGAUUUGACUACUGGGAACAGCUGCUGUGCAGAAAUGUUCUGACUGGUCGUUGUUACUGGGAGGUCGAGUGGAGAGGAGAGGUUUAUAUAUCAGUGAGUUACAGAGGAAUCAGAAGGAGAGGAAACAGUGCUGACUGCAGGUUUGGAUGGAAUAAUCAGUCCUGGAGUCUGAAGUGCUCAGACUAUGGUUACUCUGUCUGUCACAAUAACAGAGUAACAUCCAUCUCCUCCUCCAUCUCUAACAGAGCAGCAGUGUAUGUGAACUGUCCUGCUGGCGCUCUGUCCUUCUACAGAGUCUCCUCUGACACACUGAUCCACCUCCACACCUUCAAGACCACAUUCACUGAACCCCUUUAUCCUGGCUUUGGGUUCUGGUCACCAGGUUCCUCAGUGUCUCUGUAGGAGGGAGACAACUUCCAGUCCUGUGGUUCAAAUGUUGGUGGUGGACGAGGCUUCACUGUGGUUAACAUUUGGCUCACUGAUUCUGCCUUUAAUGCCAGAAAAGUUUUCUUUUUAGAAAUGGUGAAAUGAUCUCCGGGCUGAACUUGUGUCCAAACUGUUGACUUUGAUUUUCACUUUAAUAAAGUUUUCUUGGAGCAGCAUCUAGUAGCUGCUAAUGGC
Siniperca chuatsi (mandarin fish) is the source of this 4054-nucleotide messenger RNA. RefSeq names its product NLR family CARD domain-containing protein 3-like. Lineage: Eukaryota; Metazoa; Chordata; Actinopteri; Centrarchiformes; Sinipercidae. The transcript has 13 exons. Bases 206 to 3835 code for a protein of 1209 amino acids. The record is from RefSeq and is a predicted model, not a curated record. Gene Ontology annotation, molecular function: protein binding.